AUGCAUGCCCUGAAAGAGCUUAUAGAGAACGCGGUCGAUGCUGGCUCUACCUCUAUUGAGAUUUUAGUCAAAGAUGGCGGCCUCAAACUACUACAAAUAACCGACAACGGGCAUGGCAUUGACCGGGACGACCUCCCCAUCCUGUGCGAGAGAUUUACGACCUCUAAACUGAAGCAAUUCGAAGAUCUCUCAUCCAUCGGAACUUACGGUUUCCGAGGUGAAGCACUCGCUAGUAUUAGUCAUAUCGCUCAUCUCACGGUCACUACCAAAACGGCUGGUUCUAGCUGUGCAUGGAGAGCUCACUACAGUGAUGGGAAACUCGUCCCUCCUAAACCUGGACAGAGCGCCGCCCCGAAAGCUACAGCUGGCCGUGGUGGCACGCAGAUAACAGUUGAGGAUCUAUUCUAUAAUGUUCCUACAAGACGCCGAGCCUUCCGAUCUGCAAGCGAAGAGUACGCCAAGAUUCUCGAUGUUGUCGGUCGGUACGCUGUUCACUGUUCUGGGAUAGCGUUCUCAUGUCGAAAACACGGCGAGUCGGGUGCUGGUAUCUCAACACCUACGGCAGCGAGUACUGUGGAACGAAUUCGCCAGAUUCAUGGUAGUGCAGUCGCCAAUGAACUUGUUGAAUUUCAAGUUGAGGAUUCAAAGCUCGGUUUUCGCUCCUCAGGCUUGGUUACGAACGCAAACUAUCAUGUCAAGCGGACAACCAUCCUCCUUUUCAUCAACCACCGCUCUGUCGAGUCUACUGCGAUAAAACGCGCAGUGGAGCAAACGUACUCGAGUUUUCUGCCUAAAGGCGGACACCCCUUUGUGUAUAUUGACCUGGAAAUUGAGCCACAACGCGUUGACGUGAAUGUGCACCCAACAAAACGCGAGGUAAACUUCCUUAAUGAAGACGAGAUUAUCGAAUGUAUCUGCGAUGCAAUAAAAUCAAAGCUGGCCCAAGUGGAUUCCAGCCGAACCUUUCUCACGCAAACACUUCUUCCUGGUGUCACGACAAUCGAGCCGUUGAAUCGCAACAAUCCGGCCACUGGUCUGUCAGUUGAAAGUGACAGCCAAGUUCCUAGAACACCUGCGCCAACGAAGAAGCCAUAUGAGCAUAGCCUCGUGCGUACGGAUUCCAGAGUCCGCAAGAUCACGUCGAUGCUACCUCCUGCGAUACAACGAACGCCCUCCGGUCCUGAGGCGGCGGAGUCCGACCCUUCUCAAGUAGUUGAAGAGGGAUUGCAGUACGAGACUACAGACCGAGAACCUCUUCGUAUUGCCCUGACAUCAGUCAAGAAUCUCCGCGCCGCCGUCCGGUCUACCAUGCACAACAAUCUAACAGAGAUGAUCGCAUCGCAUACAUACGUUGGGUUGGUCGACGAACGACGGCGCAUCGCCGCUAUACAGUCAGGAGUGAAGCUCUACCUAGUUGAUUACGGUAUGAUAUGCAGUGAGUUCUUCUACCAGAUCGGUCUCACAGAUUUCGGCAAUUUCGGAAUCAUCAAACUCGACCCAGCGCCGAAGCUGGUGGAUCUGCUUCGAAUUGGGGCAGACGCGGAGCGAGAAGCACAUAUCGCUUCCGGGGGCCCCGUCUCGAGCCAAGAGACAACACAGCCUGAGCAAACAGGCACGGCCGAGGAAAGUGAGAUCUUUGCCAAUGCACCGAACAUAGUCGCAAAAACACUCAUCGACAGACGAGAGAUGUUGAACGAGUACUUCUCUCUUCAGAUCUCCGCAGAGGGCGACCUCCUCACUAUUCCCCUCUUACUCAAAGGCUAUCUCCCGUCAUUGGGUAAAUUGCCACGUUUCCUGCUAAGGCUUGGCCCGUACGUCGACUGGACAAGCGAAGAGGAAUGCUUCCGUACGUUCCUAAGGGAGCUUGCGGCUUUCUACACUCCCGAACAACUGCCUCCUCCACCGCCUGAAGGGUCAAAUGCCUCAGACCACAAAGAAAUUCCAGAGUCGCCGGAAGAGCAACCGGAAGAUGCGGUUUUGAGGCACCGUCGACUGCAGAUAGCUCGGAUGCUGGAGCAUGUUGUUUUCCCAGCGCUUCGGGCUCGUCUGGUUGCCACCACACGGCUUCUCCGCGGCGUAGUUGAAGUGGCGGAUCUCAAAGGUCUAUACCGUGUGUUUGAGAGGUGUUAA
Aspergillus fumigatus Af293 is the source of this 2130-nucleotide messenger RNA. Its product is annotated as mismatch repair ATPase MLH1. NCBI's taxonomy places the organism in Eukaryota, Fungi, Ascomycota, Eurotiomycetes, Eurotiales, Aspergillaceae. Gene Ontology annotation, biological process: mismatch repair. Gene Ontology annotation, molecular function: mismatched DNA binding; ATP-dependent DNA damage sensor activity; ATP hydrolysis activity. Gene Ontology annotation, cellular component: MutLalpha complex. The record is from RefSeq and is a predicted model, not a curated record.